This is a messenger RNA of Suillus bovinus, 1432 nucleotides long. RefSeq lists its product as uncharacterized. Gene Ontology annotation, molecular function: protein binding. Bases 436 to 1410 code for a protein of 324 amino acids. The record is from RefSeq and is a predicted model, not a curated record. NCBI's taxonomy places the organism in Eukaryota, Fungi, Basidiomycota, Agaricomycetes, Boletales, Suillaceae. The transcript has 4 exons.
AGUCUGCGUUAUGAUUUUCCUGAAAUUGAUGGUAUGAUAGAUAUGCCAUAGCUUCGGUAAGGCGUAGCAACGACAUGGUUAUCAUCUUGUUCACACCUGAACCAAUGACCCGGGGUGGCGAUCAGGAUUUCAUUUGGCGACACCUGACUCUUGUCAUUUAACUGUGACCUUCUCCCAGUCGAAACCUCUAGUUUCAUGGCAAGUCAGAGGUUGAAACUGGGUUUAUGGCUAUGUCCACGCCAGAGCUGUGACACGUGUGCAGUAUUCACAUCGUGAUCGAACAUCUUCUGUGCCACUUUCAAGUUUGCUUCUGAGAACUUGAAUGCCGCGACCUCUUCCAAUGAUACCAGUGAUCACCGGCCACUCGGUUCUAUAGAUGGUAUACCCUACCGAAGCUGCACGUUACACGUUUAAUGACAAGCACGCGGAUCAAGCAUGCCUCGUCAUAACAUGUCAAACCAUUCCAACAACACAAAAGUCACCAUGAGCUGGAGGAGUCUCGAUAGUACUCCAGAACUUUCUCACCCAGUAUUGGCAGUCCCGUAUCGCGUUCCGUCAUCGGAAGGCUUUGCCUCGCGUCCGAUGAGCCCUCUCUCAGCCUCUGCCUCUCAGCUGUCGUUCAGCUCACCCGUUUCCCGCUCUUCACGACCGCCAUCGGCAAACAAUAGAAUUCCUGGACUCUUCGCCCAGUCAUCCAUUGUUGCAAGCCCAGUCGACUCCGUAAGAAGCAUUGCCUCGUUCUUCACAAAGAUGCGGUCUUCUCCGCCGAGACACUCCGAGUUUUAUUUGCAGGAUGAAUUAUCUGUCUUCCUGGUAGACGGGGUGUUAUUCCGCGUACACCGCUUUUUUUUGCAGCGCGAGUCUGAUGUGUUCCGCACUAUGUUUGUAUGCCCUCCGACCCAAGACGGCCCUGAAGGACUCAGUGAUGACAAGCCCAUCGUCCUGCCUGACGUUACAGUCGCUGAAUUUGAAGCUUUGCUCAAGUUCCUAUACGACGGGGGCACCUCGCCAUCUCCUUUCUCAACAGCAGAUGAAUGGAUCAGAUUGCUGUCGAUUGCAACCCGCUAUGAGAUGGAGCGUAUCCGUGCAAGAGCGUUGCAUGAACUAGAUUACCUCCCACCGCUUGAUCCCAUCCAGAAGAUUGUCCUAGCGCGGAGGCACGAUGUGCGGCAGUGGCUGUUGCCAUCUUACGUAGCGCUUUGUUUAAGGCGUGAGCCCUUGAAUGUGCUCGAGGCAGUAGAACUUGGACUGGAGACUAUGGUGCUGAUAGCGAUUGGCAGAGAGUCCGUCAGGGACCCUCGUACUCUGAAAGAUUUCGAAGACUUAAGGCAGCCACUGGGAUAUGAUGAAUUCAUGACAGGCAUCAUUGCUGACGUAUUUGGGAGAGACGGAGAGAUUUCGGGUGCUUGAAGCGUAAUAUGGAGUGCGCAGC